This is a messenger RNA of Mauremys reevesii (Reeves's turtle), 2868 nucleotides long. Its product is annotated as hepatic lectin-like. NCBI's taxonomy places the organism in Eukaryota, Metazoa, Chordata, Testudines, Geoemydidae. The coding region runs from base 415 to 840 and encodes 141 amino acids. The record is from RefSeq and is a predicted model, not a curated record. The transcript has 8 exons.
GGCCCAGCUUACUGGGGGUGUAUCUCCUCUGGGACGGGGAGUCCGCGGGUUAAGAGCUCAUCUCUCUCUUCUCGUUCAGGAAGUGGAAUGAAGGGGAGCCCAAUAACCUGUUCCUGAGCAAAAAUAUACGUACAGACGUGAGUUCAAUCCACUGAGGUGCAGAUUCACAGCAGAGAUGUGUCCCAGAACCAAGCAGAUUGGGAGAAGAUCCGAGCAGAGGUUGCAGCACUGCAGAAAACAGUAGAGGCUGUCCAUCUUUCGGUGUCUGGGGAGCUGGCCGUUGUGAGGGAGCUUCACAGUAAAAUGCAAGAGGACAUCACAGCAUUACAGAAAAGAGUGGGCGUUCUUGGUGAAGAACCGCACAAAGUCCCGGGUAUACUGGCUGGGGCUGAGUGACAAGAAAGUGGAAAAUCAAUGGCUCUGGGUGGAUGGCUCCCCUCUCAAACUCAGAUUCCCCCUCUCACGAACCGGCAGCUGGUGAUUCCUACCCUGAUCAUCGUGGCCAUCAAACUGCUCCUGAUGACCCUGGUCCUCCUCUACCGUGUUCCCUGGUGCCAGUCGGGCUGGGACCAGGACCAAGGGAGGUGCUACCUUCUCUCCCAGGCUAACCAGACCUGGGAGGCAGCGAGAAACUCCUGCUUAGCCCAGAAUGCUGAUCUGGUGGUGAUCAACGACCAAAGGGAGCAGGAUUACUUGGCUAUUAAAGCUCGUUCCAUUCGGCACUGGAUCGGCUUCACCGACCAAGGGACUGAAGGCAUCUGGCGCUGGGUGGACAACACUUCUGCGGUAUUUACUUUCCAGGAUUCGCUGUCACCUCAGCAUCUCGCUGCUACUGCGUAACCCUACGGGGAUCCGGAGAAUGCGCCCCCCCCCAUGAUACUGUAGCUGCCUUUCUGCCCAGUCCCCCGCAUCUCACAACAGGGGCCUGAUCCCCACUGUACCAGAACGACGGCCCCUGGCAAACAGGAGACAGGCCAAGGAGGAAUCUACCGACAGAUCCCGGCUGCUCAGUUCCCAGCCAGGCCCGUAGCUCGAGACGUUGGUGAGACUAGACACGUUCGCUACGUCAGUUCUCGCGUUUCAGCCCUGCCAGCCAAGGGACGAUGGGGAGAGAUGCUGCUAGGCCGAGGCCGACACCCGGACACGAGCGCUGCUGGCCCCUCCCUGACGGCGCGUUGGCGGCACUUUGGCCCUAUCCAGCCCUAAAGCGCCUCAUGGGCAUUCACAGCCCGCACGGCCCCACUGCUGAGAAAGAGCUGCCACCAGCCCCAUUUUACAGGUGGGCAGACUGAGGCACUGAGCGACAACUCACCCACUGUCUCAGAGCAAAUGGCAGCUGGGAAGAGAACUCAGGAGUCCUGGCUCCCAGCUCCCCGCUGCUUUAUGAAACCAGGAAAUCAAAUACAAAAAACAAAGCCACUGAUCAAACAAAUGGCUGGCACCAAUUCUACUGUCACUGCUGGUAUUUAUUAGCCAUACUGCUGUGGCACCAAGGCCCCAUUGUACCAAACUCAGCACCUACAAGCCUUGGUAUUGAGAGCCAAUGACCCAAACAGACAAGGCAAGAGAAGAACCAUUUGCCCCAUUUUACUGCUGUGGAAACUGAGGCACAGAGCAAUUCAGGGCCAGAGCUGAGAAUUGAACCUGGAUUUUCCCCAUCCCAGCGUAGUCCCAGAACCACUCGGGCACCUGUGCCACAGAGCUGCUGCCAGCUGGGCUCUGCCACACAGGUCUCAGGAGGCAUCAAAGAUAACAGCAGCUACAGGAGCUCAAACUACCCCUGGAUCCAAUCCUGAACCCAUUGCACCAGCCGGACAGCGCCUGCCUCCAACGGGAGCUGAGCUGGAACAUGCAGUGCAGGAUCCAGAGCCCAGCUGGGGACCCACAUGCCAAAUGUUGGCACCUAAAAUCUGGCACCUAAAUCCACAACAAGGCUCCUAAAAUAGCUGGCCUGCCUGGCUGGUUAUGCCCAGAUUCUGCAGGAUCUGAGAAUGGUCGUUAUUAAGUGAAUUACGGUAGCGACUGUCAGCCCUGACCAAAAUUGAGGCCAUAUUGUGCCCGGGGCUGCACAGACCCACAGCAAGAGACAGCCCCUGCCCCAAAGGGCUCCCAGUCUCAACUGACAAAAGGCAAGUCGGGAAACUGAGGCACGGAGCAGGGAUGCAAUUUGCCAAAUCAGUGGAAAGAACCCAGGUGUUCUGACUCCCACCCCGACACCCUGUUGACCAGACGGCGCUGCCUGUCUACAAAUCGCAGCCUCUUUGUAAGUCAGGCUUCUUGUUUCAGGAACCUACGUCUGGAUUGAAAACCAGACCCCCCCAAAGCUCUGGGAAGGUGGGUGGGCACAGACCCAGGCCAGCACUGAUGUCUCCCUCUCCCUCCCUCCUUCCCCAGAGGGUGGCUGGACUGGCAGGGCCAAGCAGGGCAAGGAAUGCUCCAUUUUAUUAAUCACUUGGCACCACAUGGACAGAAAUAUUUCUGAAAACGAGGUUUCUCUGCUGGUGUCACAGGCGUGGCACCUCCCGCCCACCCAGGGCAUAGGAUGCACAGAGGGACAGGGCACUGAGCACCCAACAGGGUCCAGCCCUUUGUACAGCCAGCCACUUAGACAACAACUCACAACCAACACCCCUCCCCCAGCUGUGAGGAUAGAACUCAGGAGUCCGGGUCCCCAGUCUCCUCUGCUCUAGCCAUUAGACCCCACUCCCCUCCCACUGCUGGGAUAGAACCCAGGAGUCCUAGGUUUGCUUCUAGCCCUGACGGCAUCUAAAGCCAGGCAAAUGCUCCUUUAAGUGAAAGACAUAAGAACAUAAGAACGACCCUACUGGGUCAGACCAAAGGACCAUCCUGCCCAGUAUCCUGUCUUCC